Messenger RNA from Magallana angulata, 1820 nucleotides. RefSeq names its product neuronal acetylcholine receptor subunit beta-3-like. Bases 243 to 1682 code for a protein of 479 amino acids. Gene Ontology annotation, molecular function: acetylcholine-gated monoatomic cation-selective channel activity; transmembrane signaling receptor activity. Gene Ontology annotation, cellular component: postsynaptic membrane; neuron projection; synapse. NCBI's taxonomy places the organism in Eukaryota, Metazoa, Mollusca, Bivalvia, Ostreida, Ostreidae. Gene Ontology annotation, biological process: signal transduction; monoatomic ion transmembrane transport; regulation of membrane potential. The transcript has 7 exons. The record is from RefSeq and is a predicted model, not a curated record.
CCCUCCAAGCCGCCAUAGCGCUCAAUGGAGUCACGCCUUAACUCGGAGGAAACUGUUUAUACAUACAUCUCAAAUUCUGUUUGCUAAAUACUUCUUUAAUGAUGGACGUGCGGGGGAUUAACCCGCGAGAAUGGCGCACAACAAUUAGUGGCGGGGUCUCCUGUGAUUCGCUCGCGUGAUUGCUGGCUUCCGUAACGCGUACAUCUCAAACUUGAUGUCAACGAUAACUCGAAGAUCAUUACAUGUGCUUUAUUUCUCCGGGAAGAAAAUGGGGUCUUGAAAAAAACCUGUUGGCGGUUUUUCGUUUUUAUUCCUGGAUUAUUGGGACUAUGGAUCCAGGGUGGGGUAGAAUGGCUGUUUUACUUUGCCUGGUGAUGACCGCAAGUCUUAUUUCGGCAGUGGACGUUAGCAAGGAAGGGGCGCUAAUAAAAGCCCUCACGACAGGGUAUAAUCCUAUGAUCCGCCCAUCAAACGCCUCCAACCCGGCAGUGGUCGUUGCUCUAGGGCUGGCGAUGACGGAAAUAGCAGAACUGCACGAAAAAACGGAAAUUUUUGAGUCCGGUGCAUUUCUUCGUCAUCUCUGGGCGGACUAUCGGUUGUCAUGGGAACCUUCCAAAUACGGUGGAAUCAUAACGGUGCACAUCCCGGCAGCCUCGGUGUGGAAACCUGACAUAGUCCUCAUCAACAGUGCAGAUACUGUGACAGAGAAGCAGGACCCCCUGGUGAUUGUGUUCCACACAGGCACUGUGUUCUACAGUCCCAAGAUGAGGCUCCGCGCACCUUGCUCCCUCGAUCUGACCAAGUUUCCUUUCGAUGAACAGAUCUGUAAAUUAACAUUCGGGUCAUGGACUUAUGACAACUCCAACAUCAACUUGACGCACUUCGCAUUCGGAGAGAACGGCCUGGAUAUUGCGGACCUGAGAGUAAACAGGGAGUGGAGUGUGACAGAGAGCCUGGCCACGAGGUCGGACAAAGAGUUCCAGUACGCCACUAACAAGUACCCGCUGAUUGAGUUCUCCUUCCGGUUACAGAGGAAUCCUACGUAUUACCGUCACGUGUUCAUCCUGCCGGCAGUCCUACUGGCGAUCCUAGUCCCGUUCCAGUUCAUUCUGCCCCCUGACUCCAAGGAGCGAAUGAUACUCGGAGGAGUGCUGAUGCUGGGCAUUAUCCUUCUGUUAAUAAUGCUGCAGGAUUUCCUACCCGAGGCCCACCCUACGAUCCCGACCCUAGCGAGUUAUUACAGUGUGACCUUAAUAUGGAUAGCCUUGUCGAUGAUAGCCUCGAUUUGGGUCAUUAACACACAGUCACGUGGUCCAAGAGGUAGAAGGGUGCCCGAACUGAUGCGUCAGUGCAUUUUGCGGGGACUUCGUCGACUCGUGUGUCUCGGUGAUGACGCGUACUUCCCCCUCAAUGAAAUAGACACUCUUUCCAUGAAAUCUCUGGACAUUCCCGCUGUGGAACCAAUCGUCAAAUCGGACAUUUCCGGCAACCAAAGUAAACUAGAGAAGGACGUGGAAGAAAUAUUACGUCAUGUGCAGACGAUGAUCAUUUGUACAAAAACUGCGCAGGCGCGAAAGGAAGUGCAAAACGAGUGGAAAGAGGUGGCAGUUGUCCUUGACAGGGUGUUGUGUUUUCUUUUUGGGGCCACAUUCCUUUUAUACACGUUUGUUUUACUUGUUUGACUGUUCAAACGGAGAUGUUAAAAUACUGAACAGUUCAAUGCUCCAUAUUCUUAUACACCAUGUGAUUUACUCGGUGGGUACUGAAGAUUAUUUAUUAAAGACAAUCAAGACUGCCAAAUAAAGAAAAACAAGAAUGAU